UUGAGUGGCUUUAUUCUGCUGUUAACUCAUUGUAAUCUCAUUCUAAUUCUGUUGUUUUUUAUUAAUUUUAUAAUUUUAAUUGUGAGUUUGCAAAUCGGAAUGCGCUCGCCUGUAUGCUGCGAACCUGUUGGGCUAAUAUUUUGCGAGCAAUGCCAAACUCACUCGCCGCGGCCGUGUUAUGCACACGCUCGCAUCACUCCCGACAAGCUCGUCAUUCCCUAUUCCGUGGCCAGUCUGCCGGAAUCACUGUAUCUUCACGCUGCAGUUGACGAUGAUUCUGAGAAGGCUGUCUUCGCCAGGGAAAUCAUUCCCGCGCUGACAAUCUUCGGUCCCUUGAUGGGAUCGGUGACAAGUAUUAAGCCAGCCGAGUGUGCCUUCGCGUGCGGGAAUGCGGAGAACGAGGAGCUGCGUUAUUUCCAGCUGGAUUCCGAUCACACCUCCAACUGGAUGAAACACGUCCGAUUCGCCAGCAGUCCACAAGAAUGCAAUCUCGCCGUCUUCGAAAUGCCGCAGUCUGUCCCGUUCUGGCAGCCUUCGAACGGCGCGUUGCGUCUGGGGAUGGUGAUCUUCGUGACAAUUCGGGCUAUUCUGCCGAACGAGGAACUGAAGAUCGCUUACUCGUGGGAUUAUGCCACCCGCAUCCGGCGUGGCUGUUUGGGAAACACGGCAACCGGAAACAUCACUCGCACGGCUGCCAACAUUUCCAGUGGACUACCGGCCGACAACGCUUUGACGGACAACCACUCAUCCAGUUUCAUUAAUUUCGACGUUAGUAUUACAGCUAACGGCAACGUUUUAAUGGGUUUGCCUGCCAUCUUACCUGACAGGGCAGACGCCAGCAGCGAAUGUACGGAUGCAGAGCUUGUUUCCGAUUUUGAGACUGGCAAUGAUUUCCUUCCGCUUGUUGACGACUGUUUCGCGGAGGCCGACGAUAUGGAUACUGGCACUGCCUUCGAUACUGAGGACUCGGCGCUUAUGGGCAGAAUAACGGCUGCCUCACCCGUUGAUAACGAUGGCACGGUGUCAGAAAUGCCAGUGCGGCAUCCGGAGAAGUGCUCGGAUUUGCCGUUGGGAGUAAACAAUGAAACCGAUUGUAGUGAAAUUCUUCACGCCAGCCAAGAUAAUUUGAAGACCAAGAAACACCUCCAAUCAAGGAAGAAAGGAAAAUGUCUGGUGUGCGGUAAACAGUAUUUUAACUUGGUGUUCCAUCUCAGCACUACGCAUACGGAGGAGGAUGUCCGCGCAGUGGAUGACGCCUGCUUCAUCUGUCACAGAAAAUUUAAAAGCACCACAUGGCUGGCAAGACAUUUAAAAACGGUUCACCGUCGCAUUUCGCCGCCCGACGAAACCGCUCGACUGGCUGCUCUGGAUUACAUCCGGAGAACAGGAUUUCUGCAUUACCGAUGCGCUUUCUGCAGCAAAACAUUCCCAAACGAAGCGCUGCUUAAUAUCCAUGCUUUUGCCCAUGAUGCUGAUAACAGUCGCCCCGAAGAACAACCGGAGAGAAAGUGUCCGGCUUGUGCGUUUACUGCGUCGACAUUUGCCGAGCUGAUUGAACACACCGGGCAGCAUGCUGCUUCGCGGACAUCGCGAGCGCAAAAAGAGUGUAUCCUGUGCGGUGUUCAUGUUGCUGAUCUGAAGAAGCACGCUCAGUCGAACCAUCCUGAAGUGCUGGAGAUAUUACGGGACAAAUGGCCGUAUGAAUGCUCGGAGUGUUCGCAAAUCUUUAUGAAUGUAGUCGGGUUGAAGUGCCAUAUGAACCUUAGCCACCAAGACAGACGGUGUUUGUAUUGUGGAUUCAGUAGCCACAGCAUGAAAACGUUCACUGAUCAUGUGCAGCAGCAUCGCGUGAACGGGCGCUUUCCGUGUCGAUGGUGUGGGACAUCUUACGAGGAAUAUGGAUUGCUUGCUGCUCAUGUUCGGGACAAUCAUCGUGACGGGGAGGAUCAAUUCGCCGAGAUGCAUACGGAUGCUUUAUGUGACUCUCAACUGCCGGAUGAGCUAAAUGCUGACGAAGUUGGAGCUGUUCAUACUACGUCGAACACAAACGAAAGUGUUGAGUUGGCGGAAUUUAUCCAACAUAUAAAAGAAACAUCGACGUUUUCUUAUUUUUGCCGCUCCUGCAAACUGCAUUUUCCCAUUAAAGCCCUGCUUGAUCUUCAUAAGAUUCAUCAUUAUGCGGAUAGAAAGGAAUUGAAUCAGCGUCCAGAGCGACGUUGUCCGGUAUGUGAUUUUGAAGGAGCCGGCUUUUCCGACUUGAUGCGCCACACCCGUGACCACGGUUUGCGAGCAACGGAUAAGAAACCCUGUGCAGUCUGCGGAGAACACUUUCAGCAUUUAAAGACGCAUUUCCGCGCCCAACAUCCAGACAUCAUGAAGCGUCUUGAAGAGAGCUGGCACUUCCGGUGUGAAGAAUGUGGAGAGAGAUGCAAGUGCAAAACUACACUCAACCUCCACAUUAAGUUGGCGCAUUCAGGAUUUCAGUGUCUUUACUGCGCUAAAUUGUUCCGUAACCAGCGGGAUUUAGGCUUGCAUGUCAGGCCGGAACACAGCGUCAACGGCGAAUUUCCUUGUCCGUCUUGUGAUAAGAAGUUCAGGAAAUAUCCUUUCAUAAAAGUGCAUUAUCGGGAACAUCACGAUGUGACGCAGAUGGAGGCGUGCGAUAUUUGUCAGCAUGUCUGCCGCGCACAAAAUCAACUGGCUCAACAUAUGAAAAACGUUCACGAUGUCCAGGUGAAGGUAAACAAAUUCAAGAGAGGAAUAAACAGAAAGCGACCGCCGUCCUAUAGGAAAACGCCUGCGGGCGGCUACGAAUGCCCGGAAUGUGGGAAAGCGUUGAAGAGCUAUUUAUCACUGUACAUGCACAAACAGAAUGUGCAUCAUUUCGGAAAGAAUCAAGCGGAGUGGAACAAGAUGCUGCUUUCCGGGGAAAUCCCGCAGAAAGGAGCAAGGCCACGUUUACAGUUCACGUGUGAUGAAUGUGGAAUCGUGGUCUCCAGUUAUUCUUGUCUGCACCGGCACAAACGCUGGAAACAUGUGGGAGAUUAUAAAGAGAAGUUUGAAAAACGCCGCGCUGAGAAGAAGAGACUGGGGAUUUACACGCACUGGAAGACGUACAAGAAGCCGCGGGACCGCAUGGCGUUGGAGGAUUUCCCGUACAAGUGCGACGAGUGCCAGUUGGGAUUUAUAAGAGGAAUCGCACUGGAGAAGCAUAACGCGACACGGCAUCCGGCAGGCAAUGCGCAGCAGUCAUGAUGAUGUUUCGCAGUAUUAGUUGGGGCAGGUUUAACUUUCAACUAGGCGGCUCAACCGAUCUAAUCGGAAUGUUUUGUCCGAGUGCCAAUAUUUUUUGAUCUGCUGUUAUUCCGUACUUGACUGCACAUUUUGUGGUUUAUCUCUUAAAAUUUGGGUUUUGCUAUGGACAUGUGCGAUUGUCAGAAUCCGCUUGGAUAACGGUCGGUCGGUCGAUCACGAUUAUAAACCGGCAUUCUGGUCAUUUGCGGGAUGGUUCACAUUGUUUUUAUAAGCCAGUUGAUUUCUAAUUGUGUACAUGUCUUGUGGCUUCAGUGCUGUUAAAAACAGAUGUACUUACAGUAUUAUUACGAUCAAGG
Messenger RNA from Paramacrobiotus metropolitanus, 3611 nucleotides. RefSeq names its product zinc finger protein 888-like. The record is from RefSeq and is a predicted model, not a curated record. Gene Ontology annotation, cellular component: chromosome. The transcript has 9 exons. Lineage: Eukaryota; Metazoa; Tardigrada; Eutardigrada; Parachela; Macrobiotidae. Gene Ontology annotation, molecular function: chromatin insulator sequence binding. The coding region runs from base 100 to 3255 and encodes 1051 amino acids. Gene Ontology annotation, biological process: regulation of transcription by RNA polymerase II.